UAGCCAAGGUAAUUGUAAAAUGGAUGGACACGUUUCCAAUCGUAACAAAUUUAUCGGAGAUGGGAAGAAUAAACCAACCAAUUGGAUAAGAGGCCAGCUUUUGGGACGAGGGGCCCAUGCAAAGGUAUACCUUGUGACACAUUUAGGAGGACUAACUGGAAAAUGUGCAGUGAAGCAAGUUCUGAUUUCUGAAGAUAACGACUCCAAGCACUUAGAAACAAUCAAGAAAGAAUUAAAAGUUUUCCAAAAAGUCCGACAUCAUAGAAUAGUCGAUUAUUAUGAUUUCACAAUAACUCAACACUACUUCUAUCUGUUUAUUGGCUGUUAUGAGAAGGGCUCGUUGGCUAAAUAUAUAAAAGAGCAGCCUGAUGCAUGUCUUACAGAGCAAAAGGCAGCAAUUUUUACCCUUCAGCUUCUUGAAGGACUGGAUUAUCUUCACAAUAAAAAAAUUAUACACAGAGAUAUAAAAGGUUCUAAUAUUUUGAUGGAAGAUGACUAUAACAUAAAAAUAUCGGAUUUUGGAAUAGCUGAAAUAGUAAGCACACUGUCAAGAUCUAGUUUACACAAACCUGGAACUCCAAACUGGAUGGCACCUGAGAUGUGGCAGAAAGUUCCACACGACAGUAAAGUGGAUAUCUGGAGCCUUGGGUGCACAGUCUAUCAGAUGAUUACUGGAGAAAUGCCGUUAAGAGACUUAACUAUACUGCAGAUUAUGUCUAAAGCAAACAAAAAUGAACUUGAGAUCAAAGCUCCUGAACACUGUUCGUCAGUUCUCAAGGGAUUUGUAAGUCAGGCUUGUGAAAAGAAACCAACGGAUAGACCUUCUGCUAAUGAACUGAUACAGCAUAUAUUUGUAAAAGGACAUCAUGUACCGCAGAUUAUUUCUAAAGCAAGCAAAAACCAACUGGAGGUCAGAGCUCCUGAACUAUGUUCGUCAGUUCUCAGGGAAUCUUUUAAUUUGGCUUGUGAGAAGAAAUCAAAAGAUAAAUCACACUCGAAGAAAUUGAUUCAGCACUUUUAUGUAAAAGAUUUAAAAGCAACUGAUACGUCUAGGCGAGACGAUUUACAACAGGCAUCUCGAGAUGGGAAAGAAAAAUGUGUAAAUAAAUUGUUGGAGACAGGUUAUGAUGUGAAUAUAGUUGACGAAAACGGGAUGAAUUAUUUAAUGUCAGCCGCAAGUUUUGGACGUGAAAAAGAUUUGAUUCGCUUACUUGAAGAAGGGAGCAAUGUAAAUAAACUUGACAAUAAUAAAAAAUAAUGCUUUAAUGUUGGCAUCAAGCUUUGGUAACGAUUCCAUUGUGGAGAUUCUACUAGAUCAGGGAGCGGAUAUGAAACAGGUUAAUGAAGCUGGCAUGGAUGCUUUGAUGCUGGCAUCCUGCAACGGUCAUGCUACAACUGUUAAAAUAUUAAUCACUCAUGGAUGCGGUAUAAGUCGAUUUGACAAAAAAGGUUACAAUGCAUUGAUGUUGGCUGCAAAAAACAGACAUUAUCAUGUAGUAAGUUUCUUGUUGAAAUGGAUGAAAUAAUUGUA
Molecule: messenger RNA, 1531 nt
Organism: Physella acuta
Lineage: Eukaryota; Metazoa; Mollusca; Gastropoda; Physidae
Biological process (GO): protein phosphorylation
Molecular function (GO): protein kinase activity; protein binding; ATP binding
Source: RefSeq, a predicted model, not a curated record